Messenger RNA from Saxophila tyrrhenica, 528 nucleotides. RefSeq lists its product as uncharacterized. The transcript is spliced from 2 exons. Lineage: Eukaryota; Fungi; Ascomycota; Dothideomycetes; Mycosphaerellales; Extremaceae. The record is from RefSeq and is a predicted model, not a curated record. The coding region runs from base 1 to 528 and encodes 175 amino acids.
AUGGCUCCGUUCAAAGCCACCAUCUCCCUUCCCGUGGGAGAAGGAGACAAGGUCUCGCACUGUGUAUUCGAAGUACCAUCCGCUGCAUUCAAGAAGGCCGGUGAGGAGGACAGCACCACUCGCACACAAGAGCGCAUCGCAGACUUCUCUUCCGCCCUGAUCUUGACCGUGGUAGGAGCGACGAAUGAUGCCGAGAUCCAGAGGCCGGCAAAGAAGCAGCGCUGCGGUACGCCACCGACUGAAAGCAGCGACGAGCCUUCGACUGGUGCCCGUGAUGAGGAGUUGGGGAUCCAGUUACACCACCGUGGUACAGAGAGCAAGUUCCGCAUCAAGCCACAUGACACUUUCGAAGAGGUACUUCGAACGUGGAAGAAGCAGUGGGGGAACUCGGUCCACGACAAGUACAAUCUGGUGUACGACGGUACUGUGUUGCGGAAAAGGCACACUCCUUCGAAUUUGGACAUGAGGAGCAGAGCCCAGCUUCAGGUUGUGGCCGACUGCAUGAACUACUCCAGACUGACGGAGUAG